This is a messenger RNA of Zingiber officinale, 2475 nucleotides long. RefSeq names its product DEAD-box ATP-dependent RNA helicase 37-like. The record is from RefSeq and is a predicted model, not a curated record. The coding region runs from base 280 to 2124 and encodes 614 amino acids. Lineage: Eukaryota; Viridiplantae; Streptophyta; Magnoliopsida; Zingiberales; Zingiberaceae. Gene Ontology annotation, molecular function: ATP binding; RNA binding; RNA helicase activity. The transcript has 7 exons. Gene Ontology annotation, cellular component: nucleus.
GCGCGCGCGAAUACACCCCUCAAUCCGCUAAUUAGGGUUUCUUUCUUCUCGUCCGUCCUUCCCAUCUCGCCAUUUGUGGCCUCUUUCCUCUCUCUCUUCCUCGCUGCUUUCUAUCGAGGUAUCUCCCCCUUCCGAUUCAUAAUACCGCCAUCUCCGAGAAGAGAGCAAAAAGUUACUAUUUUGUUGAAAACACAAUUUGGGGUUGAUGAUCGGCAGCUCUACUUAGAUCUCUUGCUCAAUUGACAGUACAAUUUUUUCCUUUUAUUUGUUUCGUCAACCAUGCGCUCUUCAUGGGCUGAUGCAGUCGCGAACGCCGAGAGCUCGGCGGCCGCAGCAGAUACUGCCCCUCGUCGAACUAACUCCUACGUUCCCCCUCAUCUUCGUAACCGGCCACAAGCUUCAGAGGCCCCUGUGGUUGCGAACGGCCCUUCUGCCGCUAGAUUGCCUUCUGCUUUUCCCCCACAAGCAUCUACUGGAAGCCGCUGGUCCGCUCCUUCCCGUGAUAUAGGUCGUUCUGGUGCUGGUGGUGGCCGAGGUGGUGGUGGUGGUGGUGGUGGUUGGAACACCAGAGGCGGAGGUUGGGACCGCAGGGAGCAGGAAGCAAAUCCAUUUGUCAAUGAGGAGGAAACCCACGAAGCUGUUUUUGAUGAUCAGGAGAACACUGGCAUCAAUUUUGAUGCUUAUGAGGACAUUCCGGUGGAGACUAGCGGUGAUAAUGUGCCCCCACCUGUGAACACAUUCGCAGAGAUCGAUUUGGGGGAAGGGUUAAACCAGAACAUUAGGAGGUGCAAGUAUGUGAAGCCAACCCCAGUCCAGCGCUACGCCAUCCCGAUAUCCGUUGCUGGUAGGGACCUGAUGGCCUGUGCUCAGACUGGGUCUGGAAAGACAGCUGCUUUCUGCUUUCCAAUAAUCUCUGGGAUCAUGAGAGGACCACCAUCACAACGGCAAAGAGGCUCUAGGACUGUCUAUCCCAUGGCUUUGAUUUUGUCACCUACUCGAGAGCUCUCUAUCCAAAUACAUGAGGAAGCCAGAAAGUUCUCUUAUCAAACUGGUGUAAAGGUUGUUGUUGCCUAUGGUGGUGCUCCGAUUAAUCAACAGUUGCGGGACUUGGAGAGAGGAGUUGACAUUCUUGUGGCAACUCCAGGUCGUUUAGUGGAUUUGCUUGAGAGGGCUAGAGUGUCAUUACAAAAUAUUAGAUAUUUAGCAUUGGAUGAAGCAGAUAGAAUGCUCGAUAUGGGUUUUGAGCCGCAGAUUAGGAGAAUUGUGGAGCAAAUGGAUAUGCCUCCACCAGGUCAGCGGCAGACAAUGCUGUUUAGUGCUACAUUUCCAAAGGAGAUACAGAGAUUGGCCUCUGACUUCCUUUACAAUUACAUCUUUCUGGCUGUUGGAAGGGUUGGUUCCAGUACUGAUUUAAUUGUCCAGAGAGUUGAAUUUGUUCCAGAUUCAGACAAAAGAAGCUACCUCAUGGACCUUCUCCAUGGCCAAAGAGCUAAUGAAACCCCUGGCAAGCAAGCUUUGACUUUAGUCUUUGUGGAGACAAAGAAAGGAGCUGAUUCACUGGAACAUUGGUUGUGUAUGAAUGGGUUUCCAGCAACCACCAUUCAUGGUGAUAGAUCACAGCAGGAAAGGGAGCAGGCUCUUAGAUCCUUUAAAAGCGGUGUGACUCCUAUCUUAGUCGCAACAGAUGUUGCUGCUCGUGGGCUUGAUAUUCCCCAUGUGGCACAUGUUAUCAACUUCGACCUCCCCAAUGAUAUUGAUGACUAUGUGCACCGUAUCGGAAGAACUGGGAGAGCAGGAAAGACUGGACUGGCUACUGCAUUUUUCAACGAGAGCAGUAUAUCCCUGGCUAAGUCAUUGUCAGAGCUUAUGCAGGAAGCUAACCAGGAGGUACCACAAUGGCUUUCCCGAUAUGCAGUAGCUCGUCCCUAUGGCGGCAGUGGCGGUGGCAGAAACCGACGAGGCGGUGGACCUCGAUUUGGUGGUCGUGACUUCCGCAGGGAUUCUAAUUUUAGUAGGGGCGCAGGAGGUGGUGAUCAUGGUGGAUAUGGAGGCGGUGGCUACGGGUCAUCUUCUGGACAAGGUGGUGGGUAUAGCGGUGCAGGCUUUUCCAGCGCUUGGGAUUAGCGACACCCCCCAUUCAACUGAACAAAUCGGUAUUAAACCUUCUCAGCAAUAUAAUUUUUGCUAGCUCGCAUAGACGAAAUUAAUAGCAAUACCCUGUUUUAAUCCCAUUUUCUCAUUUUGUAACCUCUUUAGUUCUAUGAGGUUUGAAUAUUUGCUAAAAUAUUUCUCGACGCAUUGAUGGUGGUGACAAACUAUUGGGUCUUUCUUCCAGUACGCUCUGGUUAGGUUUCAUCUUCGCCUGCUUCUAUCCUGUCAUGCUGUUUUCACCUGUUAGUCUUAUUCUAGUCGGGUGUAAAUGUGUAAUAUGGUUCUUGUUCAAGUUUUGAAAAUAUUCAGUUAGGCUUUCAAACA